UUCCUCGCUCCCUCCCACACUGGGCGUUGUCAGCUGACUAUAAAAGCUUGAAUAAACUUUCACCGAGGCCCUGCACUCUUCACGGAAUCCCGAACCACGGUCUAGCUCUGCUCACUCGUAUCCUGCACCAAAUUCUGCAGCCAUGACUGAGUUGGAAAGAAUCAUGGAGGGCCUGAUCAACGUUUUCCACAACUAUGGCAGUAAAGACAGCCAUGGUUGGAAUUUAAACAAGAAACAACUGAAAACACUAAUGGAGAAAGAGGUGCCUUCCUUCCUGCAUACCCAGAAAAAUCCACAUUUUUUGGACAAACUCAUGAAAGAUUUGGAUGAAGACAAGACUGAUAAGUUGAACUUUGAACAAUUCAUGCGGCUGGUGGUUGGUCUUUCAGUGACCUGUGAGACGGCUCAAGUGGCCAUUGAACAGGUCAAGGCCAAGAAGUGAUGGGCAAAUAGUAAUGACGUUUUUAUUUUCUUGUACCAGAAAUGUGCAAGACUCCCAAAUAAAGUACCUCUAAAAACA
Messenger RNA from Solea solea (common sole), 520 nucleotides. RefSeq names its product S100 calcium binding protein A10b (gene s100a10b). Bases 143 to 442 code for a protein of 99 amino acids. The transcript has 3 exons. Gene Ontology annotation, molecular function: calcium ion binding. The record is from RefSeq and is a predicted model, not a curated record. Gene Ontology annotation, cellular component: cytoplasm. Lineage: Eukaryota; Metazoa; Chordata; Actinopteri; Pleuronectiformes; Soleidae.